Molecule: messenger RNA, 2027 nt
Organism: Xiphophorus couchianus (Monterrey platyfish)
Lineage: Eukaryota; Metazoa; Chordata; Actinopteri; Cyprinodontiformes; Poeciliidae
Product: actin-related protein 2
Exons: 9
Coding region: 146-1330 (394 amino acids)
Source: RefSeq, a predicted model, not a curated record
AACCCCACCCACGCUUCAAGAGCAGGCUUCUGCCUGUACCUGUCAGUUGUGAUCCCAGCUAAACUCAUGCAUGUUUACCUUAAAUAUUAAGCUUAAUCAGGCUCCCGUCGGACAGGUGGGAGUAUCUUGAACUGUUAGCGAAAGCAUGGACAGCCAAGGGAGGAAGGUGGUGGUUUGUGACAAUGGGACGGGGUUUGUCAAGUGUGGCUUUGCUGGGUCCAACUUCCCCGAGCACAUUUUCCCAGCCAUGGUGGGACGGCCAAUCAUACGGUCAGCCACCAAAGUGGGCAACAUUGAGAUUAAGGACCUGAUGGUUGGGGAUGAAGCCAGCGAGUGCCGCUCCAUGCUGGAGGUGUCCUACCCCAUGGAGAACGGCAAGGUGCGAUGCUGGGAAGACAUGCUGCACCUGUGGGACUACACCUUUGGCCCAGAGCGUCUCAACAUCAGCCCAUCAGAAUGCAAGAUCUUGCUGACUGAGCCACCCAUGAAUCCCACCAAGAACCGAGAGAAAAUCGCUGAGGUCAUGUUUGAAAAGUACCAGUUUCAUGGGAUCUAUGUGGCGAUUCAGGCUGUGCUCACACUCUACGCCCAGGGUUUGCUUACUGGGGUGGUUGUAGACUCGGGAGACGGCGUAACCCACAUCUGCCCGGUUUACGAAGGCUACUCUCUACCCCACCUCACGCGCAGGUUGGACAUUGCAGGACGAGACAUCACGCGCUACCUCAUUAAGCUCCUGCUGCUGCGUGGCUAUGUCUUCAAUCACACGGCUGACUUUGAGACGGUGCGGAUGUUGAAGGAGAAGCUCUGCUACGUUGGAUACAACAUUGAACAAGAGCAGCGCCUGGCCCUGGAGACCACCUUCCUGGUAGAGUCCUAUAUGCUCCCCGAUGGCCGGCAGAUAAAUGUAGGUGGAGAGCGAUUUGGGGCUCCAGAAGCUCUUUUCCAGCCUCACCUCAUCAACGUGGAAGGAGUUGGCGUGGCCGAGCUGCUCUUCAACACCAUCCAGACUGCAGACAUUGACCUCAGGGCUGACUUCUACAAGCACAUCGUCCUGUCAGGAGGGACCACCAUGUAUCCCGGCCUUCCCUCCAGGCUGGAAAGAGAGAUCAAGCAACUCUAUCUGGAGAGGGUGCUUGAUGGAGACACCGAGAAGCUAUCAAAAUUCAAGAUCCGAAUCGAGGACCCGCCCAGACGCAAGCACAUGGUGUUCCUGGGCGGAGCUGUGCUGGCCAACAUCAUGAAAGACAAGGACUCCUUCUGGCUCAGCCUGGAGGAGUACAGGGAGAAGGGCGUGGGCGUGCUGCAAAAGCUGGGAGGAGGAAUCCGAUGAAACAAUUACAACAGAACAGAUAGAGAGAAACCAAUGUAUGAACUAAUGCUAAUUUUGUUAUUUCAUCAAAAAGAUUGCCCAAUUAUUGCCUUUUCCUCUUCUCUGUUCAUAAAAACAGUGAGCUUGAUUCUACUGCUUCUUUGACCAUAAACGCUGUAAGGCAAGCAAUCAACUGGAUUUUAUAAAUAUUAUUACUAAACCAGACAUUUUUGUUUUCUUGGUUUACACAGCAUCAUCUAUUUAUUGGUCCCUCAUUUUUUUUGGCCUAUUUAUAAAUGUCCAAACAAAAAGUUAAAUAUGAAAACAGGUAUCUUCCUGAAGAGGAUAAAAAUAACUGGUAAAAUCAUCACAAACAUAAAUUCAUAUGGAAAUGGACCAAACGGAUUGACUCAGUUGGCCUUACUGACACAUUUUUCUGCGACCACUUACCCCAUAAAAACAAAUAACUGAGUCUGAAUUGUGAAUCACACAUUUUCACUUGUUCUUUGCAAACACUUUGGAAAAAACAUGUACUUGUAUUGGGAAGUGGAUGCUUUCCAUGGCCAUAAGAUGACAAAGUGAAUAAAAAAUAAAUAUUUCUAACAUUUCUAAGAUGUUAACAGUGAUAAAGCUAACUUUGUUUGCCAAAGAGAAAUCCAAGACGAAUGAUUUGGAAAAGAUACUCAUUUGAAAAAAUAAUAUAAAAUAUUAAAUAAUA